This is a messenger RNA of Amphimedon queenslandica, 938 nucleotides long. Its product is annotated as soluble NSF attachment protein 29-like. NCBI's taxonomy places the organism in Eukaryota, Metazoa, Porifera, Demospongiae, Haplosclerida, Niphatidae. Gene Ontology annotation, molecular function: syntaxin binding; SNAP receptor activity. The record is from RefSeq and is a predicted model, not a curated record. Gene Ontology annotation, biological process: synaptic vesicle priming; synaptic vesicle fusion to presynaptic active zone membrane; exocytosis. The transcript has a single exon. Gene Ontology annotation, cellular component: plasma membrane; SNARE complex. Bases 87 to 707 code for a protein of 206 amino acids.
CACGCCCUUGAGGAAAAAGUAAAAAGCUAAAAGAGCAGCAACUUGGCAAGUGAACAACAUAUCAAUCAACAGGAGAAUAAUACAAGAUGUCUGGUCGUUAUGAUUACGAUAGAGACCGAAGAGCAGGUGGUGGUUAUGGACGAAGAGACUAUGAAGAUCACCUGGACCAAAGACUAGCAGAAGCAAACCAAAAAAUGGAGGACUCCUCUUUUCGCUGCGUUAGGACGCUCCACGAGACGAUGCAAAUAGCAAACGACACGUCAGAAGAAUUGGAGAGACAGUCCGAGUCUCUGGACAGGACAGAGGACAACUUGGACCGAAUGGCGAUUGACCUUGAGUCCAGCAAGAGGAACAUGAGGGAAGUCAAGUCUGUUUUUGGGUCUCUAGUGAACAGGUUCUCAAAACCGAAAAUAGAUAAAGACCCAGCUCCAUCCAAGUCCAGCCGAUCUACCAUGCCUCCCUCUCCUCCAAAACAAAAGAAACAAGCGCAACAAGCCCAGGCUGUAAAAUCAAGUACUGGAAAUGCAACUGUUGAUAGGAACCUUGACGAGCUGGAGGCGGGGCUUAAGAUGCUUGAAGGCCAAGCGUAUCUGAUGGGUAGUCAGAUUGACGAGUCAAACGAUCAGAUUGAUCGUAUCAGAGUUAAGCUUGAUCGUAAUGAUCAGAAACUAAAGAAGGUGACAAGAGACGCCAAGAGACAAUUGUGAAUCUGUUUUGUUAAGGAAAGUUAGACUUCAUUCUUCAGUUUACGAAAGCUAAACUACUUGUAAAUGUAGCUACAUGAUCGUUAUUAUUAUUAUUAUAAAUAUAUAUUUAUACUUACAGGAGUCUCUUGUUAUUUAUUACUUAUCACUCUUUUGUGCAAUCGUGAAACCAUUUUUGUUAUAUUUAGCAGUCAUGUUUGAUAAUGUUCUCAUUUAUAAACAAAAUUAAUCAUA